AUGAGACCUAAGAAGUCGAAACCGGUUCCGUCCGAGCCAGACUCGUCUGAAAGCCUAUACAUCCGGGCCACAGAAGAGGAAGAAUCGGGUGACCGUUGGCUGGGUUCUGACCUUGCGAAAGCGUUGAGAUUUUACCAAAGAGCAUACUCUUUGUAUCUGGAAUCAAUUAAGCUCCAACAGGACUAUCUGGACUCGAGGUAUAACGUUUCGCGACUGCUCUUCUAUGUUUACGAGAAUUUUGUGAAGAACGACGCCGUUUUGUUGGAUGAGUUUGAAAACUGCGACGAGGCACUUGCAGGAGGAGCUGCUUCCGUGGUCAGGCCUCUGGAUCAGAUCAUCUCUGUUUUCCAGGAAUCGAUCCAGAUAGCAGAAUCUGUGAGUGCUUUUCCGUGGGAUCUGUACUACAAUGCAGUCUUGUGUUUCCAAGACUUUAUCGAGGAUCUGGAGAAGAGCGACAACCAGACUUUUGGCGAUAUUGUUUCUUGCGCAGUCCAGAGUGUUGAAUAUCUGGAAAAGAUCUUGGAAUAUCAGGUUAAGGAACUCGAGUCACUAACAACGGGCUCGGAAAUAGAACAACCUACUCAACAGCAAGAGUACGAGACUCAGGAAGAGGCAAUUCUCCCGUCAACAGCGUUGGAGUCCUGCGCCACGGCAUAUCGAAUCAUAGGGUCUGUGUACGACUCUGCAAAAUCAGAGCACGAAAAACAAACGGUCGAGUCACAGUUUGGCCAGUUUGUACUUAUUGUCGACCAAAUAGUCGCUCAGUUAACGCAAAGCUACAGCAGCUCUAAUCUGCUGCCACCACUAUCGCCAGAGGACCUAACCCAGGUCCAUUACGCAAGGCUUGGCUACGAAUCUUCCAAGGCAAACAACUUCGAGACCCUUGUUCAGAUCUGGAACACUGAUAUGACCCUGGAAAAGUUGCUUUUGGAAAACGAGAGCUACAGGACCUUCUUGGAUAAGUCGGCAUUAUCACCGGUGGAACUUCGCACUGUUUUAGCAGCCAUUAGUAGUCGGUACAAACAGGGCUUUGACUUACUGAAAAGCGAGUUUGACAAUUCAAAACGAAACCUGUCUGCUAGUUCACAUCUCGGAAGCACGAUUGCUCAGAUCUGUUCAAUCCUCAUUGAACGCGCUGAUAUUGACCUUGAGCGCUCGAAACUCGAUGUGGUAGAUGAAAAAUCACGUUCCAUCUUAGCUUCAAAUGCGAACAAGCUUCUGAGAAACGCAAUCACCUACGCUCAAAUGUCCGGUGGUCUUCGAGAGAGCGCUCUAGAAAAGUUGGCGAGAAGAAAGAAAUUGAAAGAAGCAUCCACGCGGUUAUGUCUUUUAGAAGGUAAAGACUCCACCGAGGAGCUGGACAAGAUCGUGGGUGCAACUUUCUGGCCAAGAGAGUUGGCAGAGAUACGAGAGCUUGGGAUAUACUGA
This is a messenger RNA of Ogataea philodendri, 1428 nucleotides long. RefSeq lists its product as uncharacterized. Lineage: Eukaryota; Fungi; Ascomycota; Pichiomycetes; Pichiales; Pichiaceae. The record is from RefSeq and is a predicted model, not a curated record. Bases 1 to 1428 code for a protein of 475 amino acids. The transcript has a single exon.